Oryza sativa Japonica Group (Japanese rice) is the source of this 8286-nucleotide messenger RNA. The record is from RefSeq and is a predicted model, not a curated record. NCBI's taxonomy places the organism in Eukaryota, Viridiplantae, Streptophyta, Magnoliopsida, Poales, Poaceae.
UCUUUUCUCCGUCGUCACCCCUCCCCUCCGCACUCCGCCGCGGGCCGGCGCCGUCGACCGCGUCCUCCGCUCCGCUCCGCCGUGCCGCCUCCCUCCCCAGGCGUCGCCGAGCUCUGCUCCGUCGUGUCAGCUUCUUCCUCCUCCACCCUCUCCAAGUCUCCACGCUCCAACCUCCGUGGGCGCCACUUCCCCCAUGGCUCGCCGCCUCCUCGCGCGCCACUUCCUCCCGCAUCUCCGCCUCGGCCUCCCCGCGCGGUGCCUCGGGGACCCGUCCUCUUCCCCGUCGGCUCUGGCCAUCGCCCGCUGCCGCAACGUCGCCGGUCCUUCUACCCCUCCAAUUUGGGCCCUCGGAGGAACGCGAUUCUUUGCUGAUGAUCGCUCGCGCUAUGACCUGUUUGGUAAAAGAAGGCCAGGUGAUGAAGAGUUUAGGAAAGCUUGGCAAGAGAAUGUAGAUGAGGAGGACUGCCUGUGGACUGGUAGCGAGGAUGAGGAUGAGGAAGAGAAUGAUACAAAAAUGGAGAGAGAAAUUAAAAAAGUGAAGAAACAAGCCAAGGAAAAUGCAAAUCUAAUUGAUGCUGAUGACAGUGACGAAUUAAGAAGUAUAUGCUCUGAGAGUGAUGAAGACGAUAUGGCUCUCUGGAGUGGCAGUGAAGAUGAUGAUGAUGAUGACAUUCCUACUGAUGCACACCCCAAUGAGCGCAGUGAUUCUUAUAUAGACAAGGUGUUUGAAUUUGAUGAAGCACCUAAAUAUCGCACAAUCUCAGAGUUGUUGAAAGCUGAGAAGGAGCCGCCAGAGCUUUCUCCUGGAAAGCAAGCAAGAAAACUUGCUGUAGAAAAUGCUCUGAAGAAGUUGAAGAAAGGGCCUGAUGGACGCUACAUUAAUGUGUUUGAUGUUGUCACUGAUAUAGAUAUCCUUAUUGGUGCAUUUGAGAACAUUGUCUCAGGACCAGAAUAUGCAGAGCUACGGGAGGGUGGACCAAAGAAGCUUAAUAUACAGUUCUUUAAGGAUAUACAAGCACGCAUGAGGGACCCGAAUUUCAAAUUUUCUCCAGAGUUAAAGCUAAAGCCAAAGAGUAAGCUAGUGCCUAGGAAAAAGUGGCAGAAAGCACAAGCAAGGAAGAGGAAAAAUGAAAAACGUUGAGUCCAGAUCACAUCAUAAUGUAUUUCUCUGCCUCAUCAAAUAGUAUAUGUUAGUUUAUCUGUAGUGCUAUUUCACAAUCAAUAUCUUUUUUGUGAUGACACAAGUGCUUAUGAAAAGUAUUUGUCUUAUAAUUCCAUAUCUGUUCCGGUCACAACAUAAUAGGGUUCUGAAUUGUGUAGUAUAUCCUAAUUCACCAAGCAGAGAGUCUGAUGCUGAUUGUUUAAACUGCAAUUGUGGGCAUCAAGUUUCUAGUACAUGCGGCAUUUGGUGUCGUUUGAUGUUUAUUGUACCUUGGAGCCUUGGUGGAAACUACCUACUCAGGUUAUUUCUCUUUUGUGAAGGGAAAUAAUCAUUUGCCUUUACUAGACAUAUGAGUCGGAUCAGCUAACAAUGCCAGAUUCACUGUCAUUAGGUGAGUCCUUACAACUCAGAUUGAGUUCCUGCUCUUUUAUCCACAUAAUCACUGCAUAGAAUAUACAUAUGUUUACUUGCACUGUUUAAAACAGAAGUUGUGAAGAGCUGCAUUGUUUUUCUUAGGCUUUUCUAAUUGACUGAAUGAACAUGUGCAGGUGCCUAUGAAUGAGAAGAUGUACAUUGAAUUUAGGCUGCCUUGAACUUACUGUUUUCUUGUGCAAUACACCCAUGCAUUUAAAAGAUCAUACUUAUCGUGAGGCCUGUGCCUGAACAAUCUGUUUUUGCUUAUAGAAGUAUGAUAUAAGGUAGCACUCCAGCUUUGUAAAGGGUAUAUGGGUGAUUAUUGCUAAUACUAACCUUCUGGUGAAGGCUGUUGCCAUAGCCAUACCACUACACCAUGUCUGAUAGGCUGGACAGAUUCAGCCUGCAUGUUAAAAAGUUGAAUUUGUCGCAGAGCGGUCCAAGGUUCUCUACCUGGCCUGCAUAUUGUGCUAGCUGGAUCAUGUUGCCACACUAACCGUGCACAUAAACAAGCUGGCGAAAGGUUGUAUAUUUGCAUCAAAAUAUUUUGCCGACAAGUCUGAGAACGUACUUUCUUAAUGUACAUGGCUGGUGAAAUUGACAACAGUAGAUGCUUGAAAUUACAUCUCUGCAAUAUAGUAUUUGAUGUUGAUGAAUAUGGAAUCGUGGAAGAAUGAUGUGUAAAUAGUUUAACCUGGUUAUGUUUACCUCUGCUUUUCAGGAAGAGCAAAGGAAAGGAAGCUUCCUUUGGCAUCAUGCAGAUAAGUGUGCCCCUGUCCUUCUUGUAGUUAUUCUUUAUUUUAUCCACACUUCUCGCCUCUAUUAUAGCUCCAUCCAUAUUAAACAGCAGCUAAACAGUAUUAUAAGAUUCGCCGUGCCAAGUUUCUUAUCUGGAAGCACGGUUACAAAUCAAUAUUUAAGUCCUUUGAAUCUGUUGUUACUUCUGAAAUGCUAUUCGUACUUUAGUAGGGCCUGAAAAGCAUCUUAUUGAAGUUUCUUGCGUCGGUGUUGUGGUAGGUUGGCUCCACAACCUAUUGAUCCUUUAUCUAAAGCUUACUGACUUUAUUUUAUAACAUAUAACACUAAAGAUUCAUCUAGAUUUUUGGGUGAGAAAAGACGCCUUGCUUUAAACUAAGGCAGUCUAUUUAAAUUAUUCUCUUACUACGUGAUUUCUUCAGGAUGACUGUCCUGGACUAUUUUAUUAGGGUGAUUACUGUUUCAGUUAUGAGUUUAGCAUCUUUUAUGCCAUGGGGCCUAAUGAAAAGGUCUGGUCAUGAAGCUUUUGGUUUUGUUUCCUAGAGGUAAUUUUGCUGAGCUUUCAUGGAAUUCCAUUUCGUUUGUUUAUGCGCCUUAGCCAUUUCACAAGGUUGCUGCAUGGUGCCCCUGACUUUCCAAAUUCAAAAUUUUCGAAAAUAUGUAACUCAACAGCGAUGACACACAUGGCAUAUGACCAUGUAUCAGAGCCCUGAAACAUAGCACUAUCAUGUCUGUCCGGGUGAAUGUUGCAUCCCGGAAAGAAAUCACAUCACCUCUCCCAAUGGCAUUUUGCUUGCUUGUUCAUUUUGCAGGGGCCAAGUUUCUUGGUAGUUGCAAGCACGAAUUCACUGUGCUUCGCACCUGCGGGUCAAAAGACAUGCCCCCAUGGUGCUCCUGUGCAGGCCUUGCUGUCUCAAAGCUUACUCUUUCCUGAACAUUUUUUCCCCUUUUCAUGCUUCUCUCACUGGCCUUUCCUGUCAUCAUAAUCCCUUGUACUAAAAGCAAGUAACAAGCUAUUCUAAUGAUAUACCAAAGCUGCCUGCUAAAGGCUAAAGAUGAUCUUUUGUGUUUAUAGUUUACUGUGUUUGGCUUUCCAUGCCCUCAGCUGAGUCCCAGCUUUUGUCCACUGAUUCCUGUGUUCUGGUCCCUCCUACUCACUGCCUCACUGAUGUACGUGGGUCUCACAUGGCUGUUGGGAAUCCUGCCCUCUCUCCCACACACGGUGUACAUACUGCAUACAAUAGAAAGAGAGGUGUUGACUGAAAUGGAGAAAGGGCUCUAUCUCAACUUCACUAGCAUGGUGUACGAUGGUAGUGUCUAUAUCAUCUUUUUUCUGUUGGGGAAAAUCAUCUUUCCCACAAAGUGAUUUGUGCUGGGUACCAAUAAGGCAAGGAGUUGGUGUCUUUUGUUACAUCUAUGAAGGAAAGAAAAACGGGCUGGUGAUCUAGGUUUGGCUUGUUUGCUGGGUGGUGCAUAAGGUUUUGUCCUCUUACCAUUUCGAUUUGGGACCAUCAAUUUGGUGAAAUGAAGAUGUGGGUUUGGAAUUAAUUCUUUUGUACCUGUGUGGGUUCAAUGUGCUUACGACUUGUUAUGAUUUGUAUUUAUUUUCGUAGAAAUUAGCUGCAUACAUGCAUAACUAUGGUUUUUAUCCUUGAGUUAAUUCAUUUCAUUCCUUGUCCUGCAGGUUGCUUUGCACGUUAUGUAUUUACCAUCAAGAUAUCCAUCUGGGUCUUGCCUUGAGUUGACCGUCACUACUGUAUCCUGUAGGUGUGCGUGCUGCACGCCCCCUGUGAGUGUUUACAAUAUUGUAACACUUCAUCCAUUCCACACUUCCACCCAUCCAUGGAAGAUUAAACAAACAAAUUGCAUGCCAGUUUCUCUUCCCGAGAGGCCUAUGCAUACAUUCUUUAUAAAGUGAAACUGACUACUGCGUGUUAUUACAAAAGUAUUUGCCUUUGUAGUUCCUAGCUCUUACAGUUAGCUAACUGUUUGCUUGUGCGGAUAAACUGCAUACCUAAAGUUUUCUUAAAUAUAGUUAAUAACAAACACUGACAAACGUGGUUAAUUCGAUGGUUUGCACCAUGCUCACCUCACUCAUCUCAUGGUACCCUGUAUAAAUGAACUUGAUAAACCUCUAAUAAUUUGCUUUAUGUCACCGGUCCAUUUCCUUUUUCAAUAUACAUCUUUUUUGGCCUAUUUGGUGGGUGCAUUAUGAUUUCUGUACUACAAGUCUGGCAAAAGUGGUAAAAAGGACAGACGGGAAAUCAGAAUUUAUUUUGGUUAGGGACCAGGACCAAUGAGUUCAUGAAGGGAGCAACAGCCAUUAUGGUGUGCAUUCAUUUUCAACUACCUUUACCAGCAUACACUUUCAUCAUGAAAUUCAAUCAUAGUUGGCAUCUAUGGUUUUUAGCAGGCUCACUAUUUGCUUUAAUCUCCAAUGGAAUUUUCACCCUUGCAGGUUCGCAUUUCGCAAUGGAUCGUGGGUGUUACAGGUAAGCAAGCUUCUCAUUUCGGUUCUGAAAUCGUCUCUCGACUGAUAUAUUCUCCUGCAGUUUUCACCAAGAACGCUACCCUGGAAAAUUGGGAAACCUGAAAUAAGAGUCAUAACUUUUACAGACAAGUCAUAUGUACUUAAUUAACCGGGGCGCUUUUUGAAGGUGCGUGCAAAUGGAUAAAGCUUUAAGCUGCUUAGCAGAAGAUAUUUUCAUUAAAGUGGAUGCGUCAAGAAAAGGAGAACUAAAACAAGUAGGAGUACCAGCUAAACACCACUGUGGCGACACUUGUUCUGGAAGCAAAGAAAUGGAAGGCCGUAACUUCGAUAAAGCUGCGUGAGUUCGAGAAAGAAAUGGUAAGUACCUUCAAUCUUCUGAAGCAGCUUCUUCACCUUGUGCUUACAGCCAUCACAGUGUAUGUUCACCCUCAGUACAUGGGUCUGCAAGCAAACAAAAGCCCCAAGAACAGUUGAGUCCUCAACUCAAGCACCCUCCACAAAGCAUAUAGAGGCAAGACAAACGGAGAGAGAAAGAGAGAGAUACCUGGAUCUUGACCAGCUUGAAAUCCUCAUCUUUGGUCAUUCUGCAGAGCACUGUUUGCAAGUUGCAGGGAAGAGAAUGAGAGAAGAGAGGAGAGGAGAUGGAGAAGAAGAGUGGGAGGAGAGGAGCAAUGGCCAGUGGCUAGUAGUGGAGUGGUAGGGAAGUGAUGGUGGUUCUUGUACCGUUGCAAGUGAAGCCACUACUUCCCUGCAUUUAAGAAAGGGUUCUUUCUAUCUGCUCUCUUCUUCUUCUACUACUACUAGCUCCUCCUCUUUUCUACUACUACAAUUCUACCUCCUCUCUUCUAUAAUCUCACUGACCCUCCCACAUGGGUGAGGGUCUUCUCUUCCUGACCCCACCACCUCCAUCGGUGUAGUAAUUUUUUUUUUUUUGCAUGGUUACAUACAGAGCACCCUCUCUCUUCUCUCUCUCGGUUAGAAUAGUGUGGGUAAAACAUCACUUUUGUAGUCUCUCCAGAACAUUGUCUAAAGAGACUGGGGAAGGCCUGUUGGGAGCUUUGAAGUUUGGACUUGGCAGUACUAAAAAAUAUUACUACUCCCUCCCUCCGAGAAUAUAACAAUCUAUAAUCGGAUUAGACGUAUAAUAAUAUUAUGUAUUUGGACAUAUGCAUGUCUAAAUUCGUAGUACUAUAAUAUGUCUCAUCCAGUACUAAAUUGUUAUAUUCUAGAAUGGAGGAAGUAGUAUCAUGAGAGAGGAUUUUAUCAGUUUCCCUGUCAUUACUUAUCAGUUCUUGGAGUAUAACUUAGAAGGUGCUGACUAGCUGGAAUUUUAAACCUACUUUGGAAAGCAGAAGUUUCGUGUAAUUUUUAUGGAAAUUUUAAUUAAUAUUUAUAUAUUAUUAUUUUUUAUAAAAUUCAUGUGUUUUAAAGGAGCAUGUAGGGUUCAUAAGAAGAUGGUUACAACUAUGAUUCUUUGGAGUGGCAUUUAUUUACUUGCUUGCUGGGUUUUUAGAAAUCUAAUUGGUCAGAUCUGCUUAAUAAGCCACUUAGCUCUUCUUUUUAAUGCAAACUUAUUCUCUCUUUGGCUGUGGAUGUAAGGUAAUACCUUAAAAGUUGUUUACUUUAGUUCAAUAGAGAUGUCAAAUUUCUAGUUAGCAUACAGCCAUACUUUAAGGCAAGCCAUUGUUUGUUGAACAUAGAGAGCACAAGGUCACAUGGGAAACUGGAAGUGAUUAUAAAUUCCAAAACUUUUUAUGUAAAAACACCUUUACUUUUCCUUUCUGGCAAUUAACAAACACUUGAACUGAUGAAAGUACAUUCUUUUAGCAGAAGUGUUGCCACCCUGUUCCUUUCCUAAAACUGCCAAGCUUAUCAUAUCACCAAAGAUAAUCUAUCAAACAGUAGCAGCAUAGUUCACACAAAUGGAACACUAACAUGGGCCCACAUGUCGGUCUUGCAACGGCACCAACACACCUUGGGGCCUCAUCACUGCGUGUGCAGUGAGCUGUGCAUGCACACACAGAUACACUACACAGAGGAGACACACACAGGCAGAGAAAGAAGGAGAGAGCAGGUGAGUGAGUGAUGGAGACGUUUAUUACUGAAGACUGAUGAGUAUAGGACGAGCAGCAGCAGCCAGCAAAGCAAGGAAGGCGAUGGUGGAGGGAGGGACGAAGGAAUUGAAAGCUAGCCGAGUUGAUGAAAAAGCAAACAGCGACAUGACGACCGAUGGCUCUUCCUAUCCUUCACUGCAAUACUGCAUUGUGUUUUGUGAGUUUUAUAGUCUCCAGUACUAUGCUGCUGUAGACUUUGCUUCACGUUAUGCAGGAUGCAGCUGGGGCUAUGUCGUAUGGAAGGCAGUGGAUGGAGUUGCAGCAAUAGCAUCAGAAAAUCAGGAAUUCAGGAUUGCUACUGGGAGUACGAGUCGUCAACUACUGAUCGUCCGGAGUGCAGUCGAACAGCUCUGCACCUGCACUGCAUUGCUCCCUCCAACGGGUAAAAAGGGCUCAGGCAAUAGGUGGGCCCCACGGUGGCAGUGUCUCCAAUGACAGUUAGCUAUUGCUGAGUGUCCUUUGCAACAGUAUUAUGAUGGUGUUACUCCAGCUUACUCCUUGUGGCCUUGCCUGGGGGCGGUGAAAGCUGAUCAAUGGAGGUAAAAAAAAAAAGUGAGUGAAAUGAAGUGAAGAAAGGCUGUGGAGAAUGUAGGCCCCUUGACAACACCCAACAGUGCCUGAGUUUUUGCUGGAUUUCAGGGCUUGGUUUUGGCUUCUCUCUGUUGGCUGUAGCUGAAACAUUUUCUCCUUCUCACACACAUGCAUCGUCUGCACAUCAAAGAUUGCUACUCCUAGGUAUUUUUGGAUCAUCUGCCACGGGCUAUAUAUCUGCACAUGCUUGAUUAUUUUUCCAGACUUGCUUCCUUGUCUAAUUGGACACAAACGGACGUUCCGGAUAAGAUUGGAACAAGCUGCAAUAAUUCCAUAUACUACUGUAUCCCAACGAUUUGAAAGAGUGCAGAGUUGGAGUGCACAAACACAUUGGAUAGGAAGCAAGAAACCGAGUGGUUAAUGGGUCCUAUCGCGAAAAGACAAAGCAGCGAAGUAGCUGGGCAUAAAUUCAACAAUUCAUUUUUCGUCGUCCAUUUGGAUUUUGGGCAGUCCUGUCCAUGCUGUUCCAGUCGAUGGGAUUGAUUGCUGAGUUUCUAGAUCGUGUGUUAGAUGUUUCCAAUCGAUGUGAUGGAGUAUCUUAUGUUUGGGACACCGAAAUUUUCACUUGAAGCAUCAUGAUGUCUCUCUGUCGGAGCAUGGUAGGUUCUCACUUCCUCUCCGUGUAGGAGUAUCUGCUGAAGAAAUUGGACUCAAGUAUAGUUUGGUUCUUGUUCUGUUGUUUGCAAUGAAUUUCAGGUGAUGUCGCACAUGUAAUAUUUGCUAUUGACAUUAACGAGGAUGCCUUAGCUUGUUAGCAA